Molecule: messenger RNA, 546 nt
Organism: Lachancea nothofagi CBS 11611
Lineage: Eukaryota; Fungi; Ascomycota; Saccharomycetes; Saccharomycetales; Saccharomycetaceae
Source: the annotation of a GenBank genome assembly
AUGGCAGGAGAACUCAACCCCAGUUAUCAAUCUGUAUGGAGAAAGGACUCUUUCGUCGUAUCCACCAAUCGUGCUCUGAUCCCAGUGUCAACGCUUAACGACUGGUUCGCCUCUGACCACGUGUACUGGACAAAUGCUCUCCCGGAAAGAGUAUUGCAGGAAGCAUUGGACAACUCGCUCUGUUUCGGGCUUUAUGACCUUGGGGACGAAUGUGACAGCUUUAUAGACUCGCCCACCGACAAAAUUGAUGCGGCGCGUUUCAUAGGUUUCGCACGUUGUGUCACAGACUAUUCCACCCUUUUCUUCUUGACAGAUGUUCACGUCGUACCUGCAUACCAAGGUAAAGGUCUUGGUAGAUGGCUAGUCAGUUGCGUGCAAGAGGUAAUUGACUCAGCACAUAACCUGCGAAGGAGCUUGCUUCUUACCUCAGAUUGGGAGCGCUCUGUGCCAUUCUAUGAGGACAUUAUGGGCAUGACGGUACUAGAAUCCACGAAGGAAAAGAAGGGACCUGGAUUAGCCUUUUUACAUCGUCCAGGUAAGAAGUGA